AUGUCAAUGUCAAAGACACAAGAGGAGAGCUUUGAUCUCCAUGAAGAUGUUAUAGUGAAAAUUCUUUGUCGGUUGCCGGUCAAGUCCUUGAUCCGGUUCACUUGUGUGUCGAAACGGUGGCGUUCUAUUAUCAUUUCUGAUCCUCAAUUUGGCAAGUCUCACCUUCAACUAGCAUCACAGCAGGGCAGCCUCUGUCAAAAAGUCCUCAUCUGCAUCUACCCUACAGAUAAAACCGUAGAAGGUCGAAUUCCCAAUCGUUUUGAAGAUAACAUGCCUUGGUUUCCCUCUCGAUUUCAAUCCUUGGAAGGUUAUUCUUCAGUCAAUAAUCUCACCUUCCCGUCGGAGGAGAAGAGCCAACGAGUAAUGGCCUCGUGCAAUGGUUUGGUACUUCUCGGUGAAUCCUAUAAAAGUUAUUUUAAGAACUUGUCUAUCUGGAAUCCAUCAACUGGAUUUUUCCGCAAAAUACCUGCUCCAAGUUUUGGGGUUGAGAUGACAAAAUCAACAGAGGAGAAAAAGAACUGUAGCUUUUUAUAUCAUGGUUUUGGUCAAGUGUCAUCCACUGACGACUACAAGCUUGUUUUCACAAAACCUGCUCUCGGUGAUUUUGUUGAAGUUCAUGUGUUCUCACUCAGAGCCAACGUUUGGAAAGUUAUUAAAUCUCCCUCUUCAUUGACCGGCUGGAUUGACGGACAGGGGGCUGUUUCAAAUGGAGCGAUUCAUUGGGUCAACUAUCCAACAGGUGGGAAAAUAGAACCAACUAUGGUUGCUUUUGAUUUAGCAGAGGAGGAGUUCCGGCAAGUGCCAUUACCUGUUUUCAACCAAAAUGAAGAUGACACGCAUGUGACUUGUGUAAGAACUCACGUUCUUUUAGGAGGGUGCCUUGGUGUAUGGUCUGCGGAUCCUUAUGGGUAUAGAACAUUUUGGGUGAUGAGAGAGUAUGAUGUGCCUGAAUCUUGGGUUAAACUCAUUCAAUUGGGUCGAGAUGAUUUACCAGAUGAGUUCACUUCAUGCCCUAGCUGGGAACCUAGUUUCGUUACAGAAGGCGGUACAGUUAUGAUCAAACUGCUUGGCAAAGAACGUAGAUUUAUUACAGAAGACGGUACAGUAUAUAUGAUCAAACUGCCUGGUAAGAAUGAGUUGGUCUGGAUUGAUUGCCAUCAAGAAGAGAAUACAGUGUGCCGCGCCCAUUAUAGACUUGAGGAGGUGCCUGAGUGUACGAUAUUUGACAUAACUGUAUAUGAUGAAACUUUAGUUUCAGUACCUGAAUGA
This is a messenger RNA of Rosa chinensis, 1269 nucleotides long. Its product is annotated as F-box/kelch-repeat protein At3g06240. The transcript has a single exon. The coding region runs from base 1 to 1269 and encodes 422 amino acids. Gene Ontology annotation, molecular function: protein binding. Lineage: Eukaryota; Viridiplantae; Streptophyta; Magnoliopsida; Rosales; Rosaceae. The record is from RefSeq and is a predicted model, not a curated record.